UCCUGUUGAUGAUCCAUGCAGGAUGUGUCCAGCAGAGUUUGGGUGCAGAGAGCGGAAGCAGCAGCAUGCUGACUGAGGAAGGGUGGAGGGGGGAGAUAAGCAGUUACAUAAAGAGCACACGCUGUCACACGCGUGUGCAGAGCUGCUUUCUCCUCCUUUUACUGACUCUACUCCGGAGCUUUAGCAGCCAGGAUGGGGCCGGAGCUGCUGCUGGUCGGGGCCGCCUUGGUCGGAUUGUAUUUGCUUCUUCACAUGACCCUCUUACAGAUGCCGAGGUGUGAAAGUGACGUGAAGUUAGACGGGAAGACUGUCAUCGUCACUGGAGCAAACACCGGCAUCGGUAAGACCACAGCAAUGGACCUGGCGAGGAGAGGGGCGAGGGUCAUCAUGGCCUGCAGGGACCAGGGACGAGCCGAGGCCGCCAUCAAGGACAUCAUCCAGGAGACGGGGAACCACCAGGUGAUCUUCAUGCAGCUGGAUCUGUCCAGUCUUCAGUCUGUUCGAUCAUUCGCUGAAAACUUCCUCCAAUCAGAGUCCAGACUGGACAUCCUCAUCAACAACGCCGGCGUGUUCACGGGCGGAAUGACAGAGGACGGCGUGGGGAUGAUCUUUGGCGUCAAUCACCUGGGCCACUUCCUGUUGACGGUGUUGCUCCUGGACCGCCUGAAGGCGAGCGGGCCGAGUCGCGUGGUGACGGUGUCCUCCGAAGGCCACAAAGGAGGGAAGGUGGAUUUCAAUUGUCUGAGGACCCACAGAGAUCUAAGUCUGGGCAACAACGACUUCCAGCUCUUCCAGAAAUACUGCCACAGCAAACUGUGCAACGUCCUGUUCACCAUCGAGCUCGCCAAGAGGCUGGAGGACUCCGAGGUCACCUGUUACAGCAUGCACCCAGGAGUCAUAAAGACGGAGCUGGGUCGGUACACAGGCUUCCUGUGGAAGCUGGUAGUGACUCCCCUGGUCCUUCCUCUCUGCGUGGACGCUGUUUCGGGAGCUCAGACGACGCUCCACUGCGCCCUUGCUCCGGGAAUCGAACACCUCAGCGGACACUACUUCUCCCGCUGCGCUCCACAGGUCAACCUUAAGGCGAGAGACGAGGCAGCAGCCAAGAAGCUGUGGGAGCUCAGUGAGAGUUUCUGCGGGCUGUCAUGAAAACUAAAAGUCAGAUUCUAUUGUUUUAAUGGUUAGUUUUUUUAUUUUUUCAUUUAAAAAAACCUGCAGGCUAACGUCUGCUCUGGCUCACAGGUGUUUGAAUUUUUGAUGGAUUAAUUUUCUCUACGACUUCUUUCUCCUGAUCAUUAACAUGAAAUAAAUUCUGUUCAAAUACACGUGGAGUAGAAAACAUACGAGUAUGGAAGUGAAAAACAGGAGUGAAGAGGAUCUAGAGUGCUGAGGUUCACCACAUGGAAGUAAAUUCCUGCCUUGAUACUCUGAAGGUCUGUUCUGUCAGUUGUUUAGACCAGUCUGGUCUCACAGAUGAAAGUCCUAGAGUCCCAGUUUUAGUGGAUUUAUUUAUUCAAGGGUUGCUGAAACCGAACAGAUACACUGACGAUGUUUAGGAGCUUAAACUUUGCUUACAGGUAUUCGUGUGUCUUUCCUUCUGGCAUCUUAUGAAAUAAAUCUCUGUUUUUAACACCAUGGGUUUUAAAUCUCUGAAUAUCUGAUUAAAUAUUUGCUAUUUAAAGACCUUAUGUACCAAUAUUCAUAAAAUGGUAAAAUCCUUUGUAACUAUUUUUAUGUGUUUUUGCAGACAUGGUUUAAAGAAAAAAAAUGACAGCUUUUGUAAGUCAGUAAUAAAGGAAUGUGAAAAUAA
Cheilinus undulatus (humphead wrasse) is the source of this 1810-nucleotide messenger RNA. RefSeq names its product dehydrogenase/reductase SDR family member 13-like. Bases 193 to 1149 code for a protein of 318 amino acids. The record is from RefSeq and is a predicted model, not a curated record. The transcript is spliced from 5 exons. Lineage: Eukaryota; Metazoa; Chordata; Actinopteri; Labriformes; Labridae.